AUGAAAGGACACAACUGGGGCAUAUACUUACUUAAAUUCCUGAUGUUACCUAUGUUAGCAGCCCCAUGGAAAUAUUCGAGAGGAACUAUUGAUGUAACCACUAACUCUAAUAUUACAACUACUGACUUUGGUGAACCGCAUAAUAAAAUAGUGCAGCCCGAUAUAGCAUUGAAUUCCAGAACUCGCAGAUUGCUAGUGGGAAAUACAGAUAUCGAUUUUGGAGAAAAAUACGACCCCUUAAAAGAUAAAACUAUAAACAGCAUAGAUGAGAAUGACGACACUUCCCGAGGAAGUUUAAAAUCCAAGGUGCAACAUAAUAAAUUCAAGGAACAGUUGAAUACAAUCAGAUGCAGUCAAAAUGUACAUAAUUAUGACCAGUUUUAUGAGUCUUAUGAAAACGUUCAUAAUUAUGACCAGUUUUAUGAGUCCUAUGAAAACGUUCAUAAUCAUGACCAGUUUUAUGAGUCCUCCGAAACUAUUGAUAGUUGUGGAGAAUCAUGUGAUAAAAUUAAAUAUGAUGAUGAAGACGGAAAACUUUAUGACAGCCAGCACAGUAUCGACAGCGAAGUGCAGCCAUAUAACACAGUGGAAUGGGAAUUACCUGUAAUGUAUAUGUAUAGGCCCAAGAAUAAAUCUAUAUUCUCAAGAAUAUUUAAAUAUCUGAAAAAAGCGAUUGCAAAAUAUGAAAAGGAUAUGUAUAGUAUACAGAAUGAUUAUACAUCUCAAUAUAUUAAAGAUCCUUCAGGUGAAAUUGUAUUAACAGAAUCAUCGAACACCUUGGAUAUACCAUGCAAUAUAACAAGCUGCAUAAGCAUCUCAUCAAAUAAAAAAUGUGUCAGAAUAUUAGCCGCAAAUGGAAUGAAUAGAACGGAAGAACAGAACUAUGUGGACUUCAAAAAAAGAAUAAAUAAUUUAUUAAAUGAAGAUGAUAGCGCUUUCAGGGAAAGACUAAAUACAUUAGCACAAGAUGAUUAUACUCGAGAACAAUUUAAUUUGUUACUAUGGAAUGACAUCUAUCAAAAACCAUUUAAAAAGUUGGCACAAGAUAAGCAUUUUCAAGAACAACUUGAUAUAUUAAAAAAUAAUAAUAAUACGAAUUCGGGGAAUCAUUUGUCUAUCUCACCAGAUGUAGAUCAUAGUAACGACGAUAACAACUAUAAUCCAAUAAAAUCCUGUAACAAUUUGGAAGAAUUUUUCAACAAAUUAAAAAGAAAAAAUAAGAAUUCGGGCAACCAUUUUUCUACCUCACCAGAUGUAGAUCAUAGUAACGACGAUAACAACUAUAAUCCAUUCGAAUCCUGUAAUAAUAUGGAAGAAUUUUUUAACAAAUUGAAAAGAAAAAAUAAAAAUUGGGGCAAUCCUUUUUCUAUUUCACCAGAUGUAGAUAAUCGUAAGGACAAAUAUUUUCAUGACCCAUUCGAAUCAUGUAACAGUCUGGAAGAUUUUUUUAACGAAUUAAAAAUACAAAAAGAUAAGAAAGAAAAACAAAUUGAAGAAUUAACACGUAAUCAAGAAUAUAAAAGAAAAGCGAAGGAUGAAUUGGAACGAACUAAUGAUCGUAUAAGGGAACCAACCGAUGAAGUAGAAGAUUAUAUACCUUUUAAAUUAGAAGAAGAAGAAAUUUUCGAAAGAUUCUUCGGUCGUUAUGGGUAUAAGGAUCUACUAAAACUAAGAAAAAAGUCAGCAUUACCUACCUUCCUAAAAAAAGGACUUAAAAUGUUUGAACAAAGUGUGAAACGGUUUUUAAAGCAGAAAAAAACUGGUUAUUAUGUUCAUAACGGUCCAGGCGCCUUUGGAAAAUUUCUUUCAUUUAUAGACAAACAUAGAGUAUUUGUUAAUAUUUUACUUUUUAUCCCAUCCGCUGCUUUAGCACUCUCAGUUCUUAUUGUUGCCAUAAUGAUAAUUCAGACGACCUUUUUUUGGCUACUUUCAUCAGCAGCCGUAUAUCCAGCCUUUGUAACGAUAACAGUUGUUAUAGUGUUUGGACUUUGCGUUCCUUAA
This is a messenger RNA of Plasmodium fragile, 2001 nucleotides long. RefSeq lists its product as uncharacterized. Bases 1 to 2001 code for a protein of 666 amino acids. The record is from RefSeq and is a predicted model, not a curated record. The transcript is spliced from 3 exons. NCBI's taxonomy places the organism in Eukaryota, Apicomplexa, Aconoidasida, Haemosporida, Plasmodiidae.